This is a messenger RNA of Gregarina niphandrodes, 312 nucleotides long. RefSeq lists its product as hypothetical. Lineage: Eukaryota; Apicomplexa; Conoidasida; Eugregarinorida; Gregarinidae. Bases 1 to 312 code for a protein of 103 amino acids. The transcript has a single exon. The record is from RefSeq and is a predicted model, not a curated record.
AUGGACAAGUAUGCGAAAAAUGGAACUGACAUUCCCGUGGGUCUUCUGCCGGUUCUGGUGGAGCGUAUGGCUCAGCUGGAUGACCUGAAGACUCUUGAGAACAAUACCUUGGAGUUAUGGCGAGCUCUGGCGCGUUACGAGAUCCAGAAGGAGGCUGAAUUGCGUGAGUGGCGUGGAGCCGAACAACGUCGGUUUGAAUCCCUGCGGCAGCAAAACGAGCAAUUACGUCAACAGCUGGUGGUCAAGGAGGCCACCACCGCCGUCCUGGCCAAGCCUCAGUGCAGAUGUCCGUGCUGCUACUACGACUGGUAA